AUGACGGAUACACAAGAAAUGACGGACUUCACUGAGGUGGUGAACGAAACUGCCUUGAAAGGGCUAAGUGGUUACUAUCAAAACGAGCGUGGACAUGUCGAAAGCGGUAAUUACAAAACCGACUGUAAACGGUGCCCAAAUGGAACAUUUUCUCCUCGUCUUGGUGCUGCCUCGAUAUUUGAAUGUCGGUCAUGUCCUACUGGAACAGAUACAGAUGCAAGAGCAGAUCUUGACGCGUGUCCAUGCUUAGAGAAGUUCCAUCGCACUUACCGCUACGGCGCAUGUCAGCCGUGUCCAAACGGCGUCGAUUGCACAGGUGGUUACCAGAAAUUGUUGGCUGGUUAUUGGUGGUCGUGGAAUUUCACAGGUUAUAUUGGUCCAGCUUAUCUUGGGAGUUUUGACGAGUACGACCAGUUUGUUAAGAACCUUAGUGAUUCCAAUUUUAACAUUUCAACACCUAACAGUCUGAACGAUACAGAAUACAAAGGAUUUCUCCCUGCAGUCCAUUUGUGUCCACGAAGUGACAGUUGUCUUGGUGGAGGUUUUGAAGCAAACUGCUCAAAGGGGUAUUCGGCCUGGUUGUGUGCUGAGUGCAGUGCCGACUAUUACGAAUUAUUUGACAAAUGCCACAAAUGUCAAGAUAUUAAAAUUAUAAUCAUUGUGAUGAUUUUGGUACUAUUGACAAUCGUAUGUGUUGCCUACGGGGUGUGGAGACUUAAUAAACGACCAGUGACAGGCGCCUCAGUACGAAACGACUCUUUUGUGAUUCACUUAAAAAUUGCCAUAAAUUUUUACCAAGUUUUGGGUAUACUAUCUACAGUUAAUGAAAUUCACUGGCCAGAAUCGUUUCAAUCUGUUGGACAAAUUCUCCAGUAUCUCGACAUUGUACGGUAUGUCAAUGUCAUCAGCCCGAGGUGUUUAUUUCCGGGUGUUUGGAAUGCUUACAUAUCACUGUAUAUUGCCAUCGCAACACCAUUUUUUAUUAUUCUGUUGAUAUCUAUCAUCUUCUCUGUCUUGAGCGCCUACAGGAGGUACAAGCAACAUAAUUCAGUACAUCACUCAACAGACAACUUCUUGUCAAUUACGAUGAUGUUGUUGUAUUUGACCUACGCCAACACUUGCUCAAACAUCAUGGCGGUCGGACCGUGGUCUGUCCGUACAUUGAAUGUCACAGCAAAUGGUGAAUAUAAAAAACGUGUGUUAACCUCUGACUACUCCAUUGACCUUGACGAAGAAGGUGGUUUGAAGUACAAAACAAACGAGUACAUUACGUAUUGUUCGUUAGUGUACGUGAUUGGGUUUCCUCUUGCUAUCAUCCUGGUAUUGUAUCGCAGGUACAAACGUUACGAAGUAGUAGAUCGCGAAGACGAACGACCAGGAACGAUGGGAAUGAGGUUCUUCUGCAAGCAAUACAGCAAGAGGUUUUGGUUCUGGGAAGUAAUUGAUAUGUAUAAUAAAGCUACACUCGCUCUUACCGCCAAUUUUAAAGACGACCAAGCUUCCAACAUGUCAUAUUCCCUCUUUAUCACCGUCAUUCUCAUAGCUCUGCAUCUGUAUCUUGAACCAAUGGAAGCUAAAGCAGAUCAGAGGUUUCAGUUGUUGACACUUGUAUUUAUCAUCGUCAACUUAUCGGUUGGUGCAAUUGUUGACAUCGGAGAGUCCGUGUAUACUGAAGACGAGACUAUACUUGUUCUUCAUGACAUUACACCAUUUAUUCUACUACUACUCAACCUAUCUAUUGUGUUGGUUGUUUUCGUUGAUCUAAUAAAAAAAAUCAAAGAAAGCUUCUGGAGAGAAUGGAUUGGAUCACAAGAGCAAAACAUUGUUGCCAGCGACUUUGAAAACACCGAAGAUAAUGCAAAUUUAAUGUUGCAGGCAGAUUUCGAUAGCUUAUCUUCGUACAAUCCAACGAUUGGCAAUUAGCAUGAGAAUAUUUUUCUUGUAAUUAUAUUUAUAGAGGGUAACCCUAACCCUAACUGACUUCUUAAAUAAUGAAAUAAUGUGAUGCUUUUAUCAGCGA
This is a messenger RNA of Anneissia japonica, 2020 nucleotides long. RefSeq lists its product as uncharacterized. The record is from RefSeq and is a predicted model, not a curated record. NCBI's taxonomy places the organism in Eukaryota, Metazoa, Echinodermata, Crinoidea, Comatulida, Comatulidae. Bases 1 to 1923 code for a protein of 640 amino acids. The transcript is spliced from 3 exons.